This is a messenger RNA of Diachasmimorpha longicaudata, 6085 nucleotides long. RefSeq lists its product as uncharacterized. Bases 1145 to 3325 code for a protein of 726 amino acids. Lineage: Eukaryota; Metazoa; Arthropoda; Insecta; Hymenoptera; Braconidae. The record is from RefSeq and is a predicted model, not a curated record. Gene Ontology annotation, molecular function: protein binding. The transcript has 4 exons. Gene Ontology annotation, cellular component: Golgi apparatus.
UACAAUUUACGACGUAAACAUGAGAGUAAACUUGGCACGUCGAUUAAAGCAAUCGUUGAAUAAUUAAAUCAAUGAAGCGAGAAGUCACCCAUUUCCCACUGCUUGCAUUCCAUUUCCACUUCAGUAUUCCCUGAAUAUCUCAAAAAUGGAGAGAGCUACGUAAUUUUUGAACUGAACCUUUUUUGUAGUCCUUCUCACGAUCUAGAAAAAAUGUUAUGACCAAAUUGGUCGUAUUUCCAUUGGAUUCCGAAAUAUUCACGAAAAUCCGAAAAUUUGUGAAGUACCGAAAUGAGGUGAUUUGCAAAGAUAAAAAAUAAAAGUUUAUGUUUCAUCGGAAAAUUAAUGGACAAUCAGCGUUGACUUAUAAUGUAUAAUAAUAAUAAUAUGGUACUAUCUCAAUUGAUUCACCAACUGAAUGAACCCGCAAAAGCUUCAAAAGCUUAAUAGAAAAAAGGAGAAAAAAAAUUGUUUCAACCAAUUUUUUUGUGUCUAAAAUUAUUGGAGCUUAUGAAGUGCAUCUCUUCGCGAUAGAUAAUUCCGAUCAUGUCCAAUGCACUCGAGAACAAUCAAUGAGCUACUUGAGCUCAUAUGACUGCCGCCUGAGACAUGUGGGUCAUGAGUUACACGGGCUAAUAGGAUAUAGCGGGGCUUUACACUCAUUACUUUUUUUUUCCUCGUCUCUCUAUCCCUUGACAUGCAUUAAUGAAUGCUUCGCCGUGCUAUAUCUACAUACGUGAGGACUGAAAGCUCGAGUGAAGAGUGUGACGAAUGAUAGGAAGUAGGGAAAGAGACUAUUUUCACUGGAAACAAAGACUGUGCGUUCCCAGUUACAAUUAAAUAGCUGAAGGGGAAUUAAAGAAAAUGCUCCUCUGACUUUCUACAGGAUUACGUCGACAUUGCCACAAUAAUAUCCUCGUGGAAUUGUGAAAAAAAAAAUUUCUCGUUAUGAAACGGUGGGAAAAUAAUCACUUGAAUUACCAGAUUGGGGGGAGGAAUGGGUUUUCGUGCUCAAGGAUCGUGGAUUGUGUUUAUAGAAUAAAAAUCCUGGGAUUUAUCUAAAUAGUUUAUCGAUUGAACAUUCGCGAAAGAAAAUGCUGAUUUAUUGAAUGUGAGAAAGUAUCGAAUUCAGAGGUAAUAAAAAAACAUGUGGAGUUCGGUGACAGCCGCCGGCACGGAAAAUGGCCCGGCGCCUCCUUCUCGAAGUAAACACAGUGCGACGCUUUUGGGAGGCCACGUUUACCUUCUUGGGGGGAGAAAUGGAAAUCUACCCUUGAGAGAUUUAUGGAGAUAUAGCCUCGCUGAAAGCCGAUGGGAGGAAUUGCACCCGAGUGGAGAGAGGCCUCCGGCCCUCCAGGAACACAGUGCAGUUUCGUACAAGGACUGCCUAUAUGUCUUUGGGGGAGAACUGGGAUUUUCAGCGGGAACGGAAACCCCGCUCUGGGUCUACUCAGUCAAGACAAACUUCUGGCGGAAGAUCCGGGCUCAAAGGGGCUGUGCAGUUCCCCGUGGCCGUCGAGGUCACACAGCACUUGUCCAUCGCGGACAAAUGCUGGUCUACGGUGGCUACCAGGACCUCCGUGGCAGUUCGUCCGAGCUGUGGGCCUUCCACUUUGAAACAGAAUCCUGGCACCUGUUGUCGUCGUCAUCCGCCUGUCAACCCGGCGAGACUGGGCCAGCACCCCGUCACAAACACUCAGCGGUCCUCCACUGCGACGCCAUGUACAUCUACGGCGGAAUGACAGACCUCCAAGAGCGUAACGACUGCUGGAGAUGGGAUGUGAAUGCGAGUUCUUGGUACUUGUUGAGGAGCAAACCCGGUCCAGGGCCUCUCCACGGUCACGCAGCUUGUCGACUGCCCAGUUGCAUGCUCAUCUUCGGCGGCGAGAGCGGCGGUCUAGCGACGAACGAACUCUGGCGUUUUCACUUUGGCACAGAAGCCUGGGAGCGCCUCCUGGUGCCGGGGCCAAAGCCCCAGCCUCGGGCGGAAAGUGUCGCCCUAGCGGUAUCCGAACUAGUGAUCCGUGGAAAUGGAGUCCAGGAGAAUCAGCGAACGAAGAGCACUCGGAAGCCGCGAUUUUCCCUCGCGGGAAUUGCGAACGACGAGUGCCAGACACCUGGCAAUAACACACGACCAAGCUUCCUCAAGGAGAUCUCCAAACUCUCCCAGAUCAAUCUCUCCCGGCUGAGUCAUCCCAACAAAUGCAGCUACUCCGUCCUGAGCGGUCAGGAGGACCAUGAAGACGAGCACAAUCACAAUCAGUAUUCCCAGGAAGCCAACACCUACUAUCCGUUCCAGCAAGUUGACGCCGAACUGGCGGAAACAAGCCUCAACAGCCGAAUGGUAAAGUCGAGAAGUGCCAAUGCACUGGCCAAGAGACGACAGAAAAACUUCGCCAAUAAUCCAAGCGCUUCGUUCAACAAUGACUCCUAUGACUCACAACAGCGCAGUAGUAGGAUGACGAGGGAGCCAAUAUCUGUGCCAAAUUUUCGAGCCCUAACUCUUCCAACUCCGGUGCUGACGCCGGUGGAGGCCGCCAGAUUGGUGUUUGUGGAUCCUGACGAGGACAGCGAUAACGAACGCGAGGGACGGCAGGAGCCGAGAAAGCUCGAUGUCUCAACGAGGCUCAUCGACGUUGAGGAGGAACGGGCGGAUUUUGAGACACUUCAUCAAGCCUGUCAGCCGACUCGUGGGGAGAGCUACAGUUCGCAUUUGUACGAGGCUGUCCAGAGCCCGAAGACACCGACAACGAGACUCCCGACCUCGGCGUCAGUUCGCUUCGCUGAUCUUGAAGAGGGUGAGGAGUCGACUUCGGAUUAUGCCAGUAUAGAAGCGAGAAGUCCUGGUGAUCCGCUGGAUGACUUUUGCCUGGAGAAACAUGACUCGAGGAAGAAGUCGGGCAAACAUCGGGCCCCGACGAUACGCGAAGGUCAAUUCGGCUUCUGCAAUCCAAAUUAUCUUGGCUUGGAGACCAAUGAAGAUGCCAAAUUCGCGAAGAUUCUUAACAGUCCGCCAGACAGUGUUCUGGAGGACGCACCCGGACGCUCGGCAUCGCAAACGUUUGCGGAGUUGCUGGAACUGCAGGAGCUGAAGCAACCGAGGGCACCACCCAAAAGUCUUCCUCUUGGGUCGACGUCACCCUCGCGGAGGGCAGUCAGUGCUUCACGAGCUGAACGACAGAAGGCGAAGCUUGUCGCCAGCCAGACGCCGCUGACGCCCGCACCUCUCUACGUUUUUCUGAUCGGCGGACGGGAGAAAGGACAAGUCACGGUUUUUGCCAGACCGGUGUCCUUGUGGAAGCUGCAAUUAGCGCCAAAUAUUUUUUAAGUCCUGGAUGGUAUUCCGGAGGGGGCUAUCCUCUCCGAGGAAGGCUGGUGGAUUAUUUCGAAGAGUUUCCGAUUUUUUUUUACCUGUAUACGUCGAUCAGGUCCAUACGAGAGGGCGUUUCGGAGAGGUACCUUAUGUUCAGGGAUAUCUAUUGGAUUGCUUAUGAAUUUAAAUCCGAUUGAUGACCAUUUACUGACUGAGUAUUGGGAUUGGUUAUCGGCUAAAUCCUAUACGUAUUUCCAGUGUGAAAGUUUGUAGAUUCAAAAAGUUUCCACUUAAUCACUUUCCUCUCGAUCUUGAGAUAGCAAAAUACAAUUUUUUUUGCAUGCGCGUGGAAAAAUAACAUGUGCAACUCGAGUUGGAAAAUAUGACUUUCCACCCCUGAUGUAAAAUAUAUUAUUGAACAUGUCCUCAAUUUUUUCUAAUUACAAAAAUUGAUAUUUAUCAUUUUCGGACAUCUCGUACUGACGACUAAUCAGGUGAAAAUGGUAUGACUUGGUAGAUUAAAAAAUUAAAUAGAAAACUAUCUUGAUACCAUUCGGAAAGGAGUCUAGUCGGGUCUUAAUCGGAAAAAUAUGGGAUUAUGGAAAUAAUCGAUAACACAUUAUCGGAAUCUGUACAAAUGCAGUGCUGAGCUGAAUACUUGUCCCGACUUUGGCGAUGCUUGCAACUAUAAAUGAUAAAGCCCAAAAACAUGAUUGAGUAUUGAAUAGUAUUCGUAGCGGCCAAGUACACGAGAACUUCAUAUUUUCAAGGAAGAGAACGGUUUCGUAAACAAAUGUAAUUGUGCGUCUAGACGGGAGUGACAAUUUAUGAAAAAAAAACAAGUAUUAUAUUGAAAUGUAAUCAUUCUAGUGUAGACUUAUACUCAAUACUGUGUGGGAGGAGAAAUAUUAAGUCUUGUACCUAAUGCAUUUGUUGAUGUGUACACAUUCGGAUUACUAUAAUUAAUAAUUUUUAUAUAAUUCAUUUCUUUCGAUGAAUGUGAGAUACAUAAGAUUGAGAGAUGGUCGAGUUCAUAUUGAACUUUCUAGCUUGGAAUUUGGGAAGAGAAUUAAAUGUCUCGUGAAGUAGAUUCAAAAUCAAAUAUUCAAAACGUGUGGGAAAAUUCGAAGAUUGGGGGUCAAUUUUUUUUAUAUUUUGAAAUUAUCUUUCAUUUUUUUAUUUGACUUAAUUAUGUUUGAAGUAAACAAAAUGUUUGAGUAUUAGUGGUGGGACGCCACAUUUUAAAAUUCAAAAUUCUUCCAAAGCAAUAAUUUUUUGAUCUGAAAAAUUGUCCAAAGAAUCUCACAGAAGCAAUUCUGAUAUACAAAAAAAUAUCUAUUUUCUCGUCCACAUCAAAUAUUAUGAGGAAUACUACAAAAUAAUCUUCAGGUUCAAUUUUCCCACACGUGGUGAGGCCAGAAAUCAUUUCAAUUACUUUAAUUCUCCGAGUUUAUGUUGAUUCGAUGAAUCUAACAGGGUAGAAUUCUCGACGAAAAUAUACGUAUUGGUGUGCCAUAACUCUGACCAAGGGAGUUUGCUCAAAGAUAAAUUGACAGGAUCAAAUCACGGAUCAGUGCGUGAUAGGAUAUUAAGCAAAAGUAUUGGGGAUGAGAGGGAAUGAAUACGUCCAAACUCUGUGCAAUGAUGAUUGUCCUGCCACUUUAAGCAUUUACUAUUCAUAUUUAUUAAUAAUUAGUGUGAUAAUUUGUUUCCGUAGUGAUAUUUUCAUGGCCAUGAGGUCUUGUGGAUUUGGGAAGUGAUUUUUUUUUGAUGACGGGUCAUCAUGGGACGCUCAAAAACACAUUGUUGCAUUAUCACUAUUGCUGUUACAUUUAGGAAACUAUUUGCAAAGGGAAAAAGUGGAUUUGCUUCAACGAAUAUUGUCAAUUCGUUGCAAACGAUCUUUGUAAAGUUAAUCUACUUUUUUUCUCUGUAUUGAAAACGUUCACGUUAUUUUCAUUGUUUUAAAUAUUACGACUUUUGAUCGUUUGUAACUUUAGCCGUGAGGUAUUUACGAUUAAGAAAAAUUUUAUUAUUGUUUUUUUUAUUUAAUGGGAAUUUCAACAUAUCACGGGAGGCAGCUAAUUGUUUAUUUUGUUAAACUUCUGUGACUGCGAUUCAAAUUUCCAAAAAAGCGUCUUACGAUCUUUUGAUCGGAUGAACAAGCGAAGCUGAGAAUCAGUGUUUUCCAUUCUGUACAUUGACUUCAUACUCAACUUUGAAUGAAGGGGAAGAAGUAUAAACAUGUCUGUACAAAAUAGUGUGAAAUAAAUGUUCGUAGAUAAAUUUCUGGAAUUUUUUGAUUUAAUUAAUCACCUCCUAGAAGACAAUGAAACGCUUUGCAUAACAAUAAAAAGACGAUUAGAAUAUCUUCCAUUAAUUUUUUAAUCCAAUGAUUACAUACUGCCCGACAGAUACAAUAUUGAUAAUGCAGUUGGCAGUCAUGGUACAAUUAUCACAAUUUUAACAUUUAAAUGCUGUGAAAGACAUUUUUAAGGCUUGAUAACCACCAUCGUUGGUUUGAGCAAUAAUAUAAUGUAAAUAAAUGCAGAACUGGUCCUUCAGAAAUACUCUGAGCUGUGAAAAAUGGGUGAAAGAAUGUAGAGAGAAAUUCAAUCGGUACAGAUUGUUGCGCGAUUUAAAUUCACCUGACAAAAAUGAAAAAAAUAAUUCAAACACCGAUGGUAGAACAAGGAAUGUUCGAUAUUGCAAACAGUAUUGAUAUGAUAAACAUUGAUAAGACAAUAUUAUUCAUGAAAAUUUUUUUUUUUUCAA